UUCACAAAUCAAGCGCCACUCUUCGACUCUCUCUCUCUCUCGCUUGUCAAUGGCGCUUCAGAAGAAACUUACAGAGUACGAGCUUCAAAGGCUUGAGAACAUCAAACGCAACGAUGAAAUGCUCGCUUCUCUUAAGAUCCAUUCCAAAAUUAACGACUUCUCUGCUUCAACUAAGCGCCAAAGAGCUCAAACCAAGUCUUACAAAGUUAGUCCGGAGAAGAAAUCGAAAAUCGAAACCCCAAUUUUCAUUCGGCGUUCGCUACGGACCAAAGGAAUGCCACCUGAUGUCACCACUACGCAAGAUUUUGAUGAAACCCUAACUAAGACCCCCAAAUCAAACCCUAAAUAUGAGUCCACAGGUCCUAUUACCAUCGGUGAUGCGUUUUGCGGUUACGCCUCUCACCAACAAAAAUUCACUGAAAAAAUCAUGGGUGUUUUGAAAAAACCCCAAUUGUGUUGCGGUCAUGACUCGAGGGAGGAAAUUGAAGGGGGUUCCGGCAAUUCGAUGGCUCGUGUGAAUGAAAAUGUCAAUUUUGGCUACCCAAUUCGGGUUCGGGGUUGUGUUGAUUUGGAAUCAAUGGGGUUGGAACCAGAAAAUAUAGCUAGGGUUGUGCCAGGGAGAAUACUAGUGUUGAGGUUCUUUCCCUCUACGGAUAUGAAAUUGAUUGCCGUGGGAAACAAGUUUGGGAAUGUUGGAUUUUGGGAUUUUGAUGCUGAAAAUGCGGAUGGAGAUGGGAUUUAUCUGUACCGGCCUCAUCCAGGGCCGGUUUCGGGGAUUGUAAUUCAACCAUUUUCCAUUUCAAAGGUAUAUACUAGCUGCUAUGAUGGAUUUAUCCGAUUGAUGGAUGUCGAGAAAGAAAUAUUUGAUCUGGUUUAUUCCAGUGAUCAUGCUAUAUUUUCUAUUUCUCAACGAACAAAUGAUACAAAGUCCUUGUAUUUUAGCGAGGGUCAUGGAGUUCUCAAUAUUUGGGAUGAGAGGGCAGGAAAAUCUUCAGCUUCGUGGAUUUUGCAUGAAGAUAGAAUCAACACUAUAGAUUUCAAUUCGGAAAACACUGACAUCAUGGCAACGAGCUCCACUGAUGGAACUGCUUGCAUUUGGGAUUUGAGAAAUAUUGAUGCAGAUAAGCCGAAAUGUUUGAAGACUUUUAACCAUAAAAGGGCUGUGCAUUCUGCUUACUUUUCACCAUCUGGAAGCUAUCUAGCCACAACAAGUAUUGAUGACAAUGUUGGCUUACUGACUGGAGCUAAUUUUGAAGACAUAACUAUGAUCAACCAUAAUAAUAAGACAGGCAGAUGGAUUUCUUCAUUCAGAGCAAUAUGGGGUUGGGAUGAUUCAUAUCUCUUCAUUGGUAAUAUGAAAAGAGGAGUUGAUGUUAUCUCCACGGCUAGGAGAGUAUGUGUUGCGACUUUACAGAGCCCAAAUUUGUCUGCAAUUCCAUGCCGCUUUGAUACACACCCUUACCAUAUUGGGAUGCUUGCAGGAGCCACAAGUGGAGGCCAGGUUUACACAUGGACAACAACAACUUGAGCUUCUCUUUUUCAACCACCAUGGUUGUACCUUAACUUAAAAUUAACUUGAUGAACAAUCAAUUCAGUUUAUAUGUAUGCUACUUCAUUUGGUAAGUUUUAAAUAUAUUUAUGGUUUUGCCUC
Camellia sinensis is the source of this 1651-nucleotide messenger RNA. RefSeq lists its product as uncharacterized. Gene Ontology annotation, biological process: regulation of DNA damage checkpoint. The record is from RefSeq and is a predicted model, not a curated record. NCBI's taxonomy places the organism in Eukaryota, Viridiplantae, Streptophyta, Magnoliopsida, Ericales, Theaceae. Gene Ontology annotation, cellular component: nucleus. Gene Ontology annotation, molecular function: DNA binding; protein binding.